Cryptosporidium ubiquitum is the source of this 3417-nucleotide messenger RNA. RefSeq lists its product as uncharacterized. The record is from RefSeq and is a predicted model, not a curated record. The transcript has a single exon. Lineage: Eukaryota; Apicomplexa; Conoidasida; Eucoccidiorida; Cryptosporidiidae. Bases 1 to 3417 code for a protein of 1138 amino acids.
AUGCUUCAGAUUAAUUUUAGGAUUUCACUAUUAAUUUUAUUCUUGGCCAUAUUAGGAGUGUCAUCUGCUCUGAAUGGCACUCAGCUCUCAGAUAUGCUCUCUAAUUCUUCGGGUUACUCUUUCCCGUACAAAGAAAUGGAAGUAAUUAUUGGCGGAAAAAGUAGAAGGGUCUUAUUUAUACCGGAUGGGACGAGUGAUGAAUGCAUCAAGGCUGCUGGGGUUAGAUGUGAGGCUCUUGAAAAGACGGGCGUUCUUUGUGUUAUAUAUAAAUUGAUCUCUCUUGACUUUGGAUAUGGUGUAGAGGGAGUUAAGAACGAUUUAAAAUUGACUCAAAGUGAAUCCAAAUACAACUUGAUUAUGACAAUUGAUAGAGAUUUGGAAAAGGUUGUUUCCGAUGAGGAAGAGUACAAGAGAGUGAUGCCAGAAAUAGAGAGACAAAUUAAAAAUUUGAAAAUUAAUUCAAAGUUUGUAUUCUUGGUUUCUAAACAAGGGGGAGGAAAGUUUGUAUAUACGGGGAAUGGAGGUAUUUCCAAGUUGGAGAGAGGCACUGCUCACUAUGCAUACCUUUACAAUGAUAAGGUGGAUAAUAAGGUAGACAUGCUUUCUGGAGCAGAUUUAAGAAAUAUUGAAAGGGCUAGGCAGUUAUUUAUAGAAUAUUUAGGUAAAAUGGAUGGGGGUAGAUUUAAUGAACGCCAAAUAGCCGAGUUAGCAGCUAGACUAAGAGUAAUAGACUCUAUUUUAAAUAGUGAUGGCAGCUGCAAGAAAUGCCUUGAACUAAAUAAGAGCUGCUCUCAUUGCUUAGACUUUGUUAGUUCAAAACGAAAUAGAGAUUAUUAUGAAUUGGCCAAGAAGUUCCGAAAGUAUGACGUAUCAAUCGAAACUAGGAUUAGUAAGCACGUUAAAAAAGGGACUUAUGCAACUCUAUUCGUAAUGAGCAAUGUAAACGAUAGCAGAGUUCCUAACUUUAGUCAAUCUAUUAGAAUUGGUUCUAUGGGGAAUGUAAAGUCGACUGCCGUGGUUUCUUCCGGCUUAGGGGUGAACUGUCAAGGUCUUUCUGAACAGGAUUUGGUUCUAGUUAGAAGAAUGAUUUCAUUAUUUAGUGUUUAUUUUGAAGAUUUAAAGUUAAGAAGUGAUUAUGACGAACUUUGUGUAGCGGUGAGCCAAAUGUCCAAGUCCCCAGAGAGAUCAGGGAAAUUUGCAAGCCCAUACUCUGUGGAAACUUGUGCAGCAGCUACCGCUUUAUCCUUGGGAAAUUUCUAUCCAUCAUUUAUUUCGGAGACAGGUGGGCUUGAUCCGGCAACUGAGAACAGUUUGAUUGUUUUUUGUUCCGCAGUUUUGCGUCAAGAGCCUCUAGGGCUUGUGGAUAAUCUUUCUCCAGUAUACUCUCCAACUGGAGUUUUGGUUUCUCCAACUGGAGGUAAACUCGAUGCGGCCAUUUUGUUAAUUAAGAGCAGAUCAGAGGAGUCUGUUAUGACAUCUUUGCUGGAAGGAAGCGCUUGUUCAUUACAAGAUAUGUUUAAUGCUGGAUGGAAAUUUGAUAAGAAACUCAAGAUUUGGGUUAGAGGUAAUAAUAACAGGAUUCCUUUGCCGAUAAUGGUAAGGUAUGGUUUGACAGAAGAUGGAAAACUCGCAGCUUUCUCACUAGAAGGUAGAGAUGCUUAUUUGUAUUCCAAAGGAGCAGAUGUACUUAAGACAGAUCCUGUUUACACACCUACUUACUCUUCCUUGAUAGGAGAUCGUUGUCUUUCUCCAUCAAAUGUUGAGAAUUUUAAGAGUGUAAGUAAAGUUUACGAGCACGAGACCUUGGCUGAGCUGAAUGAAGCCAAGAAGAACGUUGAGUUCGCGGCCUUAAACUCCAAAAAGGCUUCUAAGACCGCAGCAGAAGCAGUUAUGAAGUACGAGGAAGCAAUUGAAAAUGAGAAGAAGGCGAUGGAAUUAGCCAAAAUUGCAACAGAAGUCAAGAAUUAUCAUGAUGCAAAGCUAAGAGCUAGUCAAAGGGCAGCUGAAUUAGCAAGGCUUGAGGAAAGACUCGUCGAAGCAAGUGAGAAGAGGGCUCAGGCAGCCAAUAUUAGCGCAAAAGCUCUGAUAGAAGCCUCAGAAGCAGAAGCCAGGAGAAGAGAAGCAUCUAAUAGAGCAAAGAUGGCGGCAGAGAAGGCUACUGAACAUAUAAAAAACGCUCUAGAUAUUCAGAAGCAGCUCAAGUUACAGUUAAAACAGGACGCCAAGCUUAGUGCCUCUUAUGAAUCUGCUGUAGUUACAGAAGAUAGAUUAAGGAUUGCACAUAAUGAGGCCCAGGAGUCACUUGAGAAGAUCAUCAAAAAUGAACGUGAGAUCACUAACGACUUUGAAAAGGAUAUGAACUUGUUGCUUGAAGAGGAGCAAAGAUUGAGAAAGUGUAUUGAAGAAUACUCCAGUAGACGCCUUGCACUCUUAAGCAAGUUGGAGGAGAUUAAUGCUGUAUUAACAGGAAAGGUUGAAGAGUCUAAACGCAUUAGAGACCAGCUACGCGAGGAGACGAAACUUAAGCAGCAUAAGGUUGAGGCCGAGCGUGCUGAGCUUGGAAAGCUCUCUAACUUAAUGGUUUCUCAAUCCGCUGAAGUUAAUGCUGUUUCGAUAUCAAUCAAAGAAUCUGAGAUUCUCCUCAAAGAAAUGGAGUUGGUCGCUGAACAAAAGGCAAAAGAGGCAGAACAAGCCAGACAAAGCUUUGUUGAGAUGAGUGUAAAAAUUAAGGAACUCCAUGUUAUUUAUGAAACCUUAACAAUUAAGUUGCAGGGCUUAUCUACAAACCAGAAGAAACUCGAGGAAUCUGUAAAAAUUGCAGAGCAGGAUCUUAAGUACAUGCUGGAAAGGCUUGCCGAAGUGGAGGCCAAAAUUUCUGAGUACGAGAAGUCCAGAGCUGCUCUUGACGAGAAAUCGAAGGAAGCUAGUGAGCUACUUGCUAGGGAGACGCUUCUUAUUUCGAAAAUUGAGGAAAUCAAAAACAAGCGUUCAUUGCGCAAACAGGAGUUGGACAAAUUGUUAAAGGAACAGUCUGAUGUGAAAUCUGAAAUUUCAGCUUUAUUGGUUGCUAGAAACUCAGCUCUAAACAUAAUUAGAAAGACAUUGAGUGAUAUAGAAGAAGCCAGAAUUGCUAGUCAGGGAAAAACAGCUGAAAUGAGAUCACAAUACAAGAAAACUUCAAUGCUUGCAGAACAAUCUAUGAAAUCAGUCGAAGAACUUAAAGAGGAAGUUUGUAAUGCAUUGUCAGAAGAAGAACUUAAAAGCAAGGACCUUCAGGAGAAGAUUAAGUGCGUUAAUAGAAUGGACUUGGAAGUCAAAAAGGCAGAGGAUGAAUUGUCAAAAUUUUCUCAGAUUCCGGCACCAGAAGUUCCUUUGACACCACAAGUUCCUAGAAUAAGAUGUGAAGUUAUCGAAUAA